CUGACCGCCCGAGGAAAGAGGCGGCGCCGUUCCCUCGCUCCCACUCAGCGGCGCCCGUUUAGGCAACAUGGGGAAGGCGGAAGUGGGGCCUCGGCUCGGCGGCUGGAGCGUUUCGGCCGAAGGAAGGGAGGCGGCUGGGCCACCGCGCUGCUGAGCCUCCGCACGACUCGCCCAUUUCCCGAGGCGUUCUUUCUCUCGCCGCUCCCACCCCCCCCCAAUACCGGGGAUAGCGAGGGAUACCCCCACCCCAAGAAAAGCUGUUACCGGGGAAGGGCGGCCUGGCAGAGCCCCCGGUAGGGCAGGUCCAGUUUACCUCGGCCGGAGCUGGUUCCGUGCCUUCGGCAGACCCAAACUCUUCCCCUCCCCGACGCCCUCCUCGCGUUGUAAAGAGGCGCAGGGUGCUCGGCGAACGGGAUUUGCCGGAGAGGAUGCCGAGGAGUCUUGACAGGUGCUAGCCAGAGCAAGUGCCAAAUUGUCCUGGGGAAAGCGGGGAGGGAGGGUGUAGGGUUGGUUCGUUUUUUUUAAUUUAAAGCCCGUUAGUCUCCGGUCGGCCUUGGGUGUGAGUGAAAAUAAGGGUGGGUAGAGAGGACAAAAUCAAAUAUAUACUGCCCUGUGUAGAGAAGUGUGGAAAAAGCAGGACUAUCUCUAGGAUUGCAGAGGUAUGCUGGAAUUGAACAUUUGGAGAAAAGAAUCUGAAGAAACUUUGGCCAGCUAGGUUAGGGAGCGUGGCCCACUGCCUUUAAUGCUGCUGGAUGAAUAAGAAUCUCAAAAAUGAGAAUUGCUUAGUUCCCUGAAAGGGUUGUGAAAUAUACCUUCUGACCCAGUAUUUUAUUUCUGUGGCUAUUGUUACUCAAAAUCCCUCCCCCCCUUUUGUUACUAUGUUGGCCGAGCAAGCUCAAAAGUGGUUCCCAACUCAUGUGCAGGCCACAGUCCUUCAGGCCAAAGGUCUCAAACCAAAGGGCAAAAGUGGCACUAAUGAUACAUACACUAUCAUACAAUUGGGAAAAGAGAAGUACUCCACUUCGGUGGCAGAGAAGACCCUUGAUCCAAUAUGGAAAGAAGAAGCUUCGUUUGAGCUGCCUGGAUUGCUGAUGGAAGGGAACUCUGAAAAAUACAUUCUCUACCUGAUAGUCAUGCACAGGUCUCUUGUUGGGCUUGAUAAGUUUCUGGGACAAGUGGCAAUUAAUUUAAAUGAUAUUUUUGAGGACAAACUGAGAAGGAAAACAGAAUGGUUUCCCCUCGAGUCUAAACAAGGAAAACGAACUAAAGACAGAGGAGAGAUAAAAGUCAAUAUUCAGUUUGUGAGAAACAACAUGACAGCAAGCAUGUUUGACUUGUCAAUUAAGGACAAAACCAAAUCUCCUUUUGCCAAAUUAAAGGACAAAAUGAAGGGUCGUAAGACAGAUGGGACAUUUUUGGAUACAUCUUCUGCAAUCAUUCCAAGUACUCAUACACCAGAAACUAAUAUAACAUCCCUCAAUGAAUUGCAGUUAAAAUCGAAGCCAAAAAAGCCUUUUCUUUUGGGACCUCAGCGACUCUCUCUGGCUCACUCAAUGUCUGAUCUAACUGGACCUCAGAUAACUUCAGAAAAAAAUAAAUCGGGAACAACUGGCAACUCUUACCUCUUCAGACGUCAGCUUGAGUCUGUUGGUUCUGAGGAUGAAAGUGGAAAUCUAAAAUCUCCACACAGACGGACAUUAAGUGCAGAUACCACUAAAGUGAGUCAACUGGACAACACAGGGGAUGAUAGUGACUCAGCUUUCACAGCUCAGAACGAUCCUUUUACAAAUGUGAGUGCUUCAUUGCCUCAAAAGUUUGCUACAUUGCCAAGACAGAAGAAUCCAUUUGAAGAAAACCCUUUAUCGUGGGAACAAAAUGUGGGUUUAUUUUCGAAACCACCUGAAAUAAAAAAAGAGAACAAGAAAGAGAAAAAGGAGAAGGUUAGUCUCUUUGAAAGAGUGACUGGAAAGAAAGAAGGGAAACGAUCAGAUAGACUUAGCAACGGAGGAUCAGAAGGCUCCUCUGAUUUGAAGUCACCCAGUCCUUUUGCUGAAAGUCAGCAGGGCAGCUUUGUUUUUGAUUCCACUAAUCCCUUUACUACAAACUUCAAGCCAAAAAAUAUGCUGCUAUCUAGUCUUAAUGUGAAUUCCGAAAAUUCUGAAGAAUUUCAAAAAACAAUGGAUGGAAAUCCUUUUGAUGCUGCAACAGGAUAUCGUAAUCUUACUUAUGAAGAGGUUUUACAAGAGUUGAUGAAACACAAAGAACAAUUGAAGAAAAAAGAUACCCACAUUCGUGAACUUGAGGAUUAUAUUGACAAUCUUUUAGUACGAGUAAUGGAAGAAACUCCAAGUAUUCUACGAGUGCCAUAUGAACCUUCUCGGCGAGCUGGCAAAUUUUCAAAAACCUAAGCUAAUGUCAACACUCCUUGGUAUUAAUUAAGAUGAUGGAUCACUUAGUCCAGUGUUUUGAUAUUGUAAAUUUCAUAUUCAUGCUUUGUCCUGAAAGCAUUUGACUCCAAAUUUAAGUUAGUAUUAGUUCUUGAAUCUGUAUAUAAACUCCAGGUUUUAUAAGGUCAAAUGUAAACUCCUUUUGCUGCAAAACAUUCUUUUACCUUGAACAUGUACAUCCAGGUAUGCUUUAUUUUCAAAAUAUUAUGCUUAGUUUGGAUUAUCCUGUACAAUUGUCAUUUAAUAUAUAUACUUGAAUAUUUAUUUUGCACUUCAAUCAAACACUUGGGAGUUUUGCAGCAUGCUGCCAGAAUGAAUGUGCAGAGUCAGAAUGUGUCUUGCAGCUCUUAAUAUGAAGGAAAAUGUGAUGUACUUUAGGAAUCACUACUACCGUAAAUGAGAUGAUAAUACAUUUUUGCCUGAGGAGAGGGACAGUAUUGAUCCUUAGUGUAGAGCAAUGGUUCCCAAACUUGGCAACUUUAAGCAGAGCUGGCUGGAGAAUUCUGGGAGUUGAAGUCCAGAAGUCUUAAAGUUGCCAACUUUGGGAACCACUGGUGUAGAGCGUGAAACAAUUACAUUUGUGCUCUUGAAGAAAUGUGAGCUUUUCAAAUGGCAAAUUCCAUAAUCUAUAUGGAUGGACCAGAGCUUAAUAUACAAAAUACAGCAUGCCAUUGAUUUAAGCAUUUAUAUGCAUAUUUAAAAAGCGGAAAUGAAGCAAAAGGAACUAGUGGAUAAUACCUCAUUUGUUUAGACUAUAAGAAGUAUGGGGAGAAAAGCUGACAGGAACACAAGAGUCUAAAUAUUAAUAUGUCAGCUAUUCAUGUGUGUUUAGGGGUUUGUCUGUAUACACAUAUGCAUAUGCAUAAACAUAUGAAUCAUUUGGGUUCUGCAAUUUUUGAGACAAUAAAUUGAGAUUGACUUGCUUGUUUUCUUCAAUAUAGGAAAUUAUUUUUUAAAAUAGAUUGCAAUUAUUUCAGUACUGUAUUCUGUGUCAGAGUCAAAUAUUGUCCUCUAUUAAAGAACGAUGGACAUAUUUGACUCAGCAUGUCUCCGACUAAAUAAAUUUAUGUGCGUUGUUAUGCAACUAUUUCAAAGUGGUAAAAUGCAAGUCUAAUGGAAAAUAUUGCCAUACAGAAAAUAUUGUUUACUAUAUUGUAAUCAAAAAGUUAUUCCUUUAUUUUACAAAAAUUGAGGCAGAAUGAUUGCUAGUAAGUGCAAAUAGGCUUAGACAUAAGGAGGAUGCAGUGUUAGGAAGAAUGAAAUGAUGUUUUUGUUCAAUUUUCUUCUUGAUUGUGUAAUGAACAUUUUUUUCAUACAUAAACAUAUUAAGGAUUUCUAUAGAGAAGAAUGGAAACUAUUUUUCCUUUUCCAAAAUAAUAAUAAUUUCAAUUCAGAAAGUUUUUUUAUUAUUAUUAUGUAUUACUGAUUAAAGCCCUUUUGUAACUAAAAUAGGUUAGCGUAUUAUCAGAAGGAGCAAGUAUUCCUUGUAUUUUUAAAUUUCCCUACCCAUAUUAAGCAGCAUAUGUACCAUGAAGAGAGCUCCCAUUUGGAUUAUUAGACUUUGGUUUAUUUUUCGAUACAGUUUGGAAUAAACAAGUAACACCUAUUAAGUGGAGAUAGUUUGCAUACAUUUUUCCUCUGUAAUUCCAAUAAGGUACAAAUUCUAUGCUAUGCUUUAUUUGUUAAUGUUAACUUGUGCAUUUAAAAUAGGUGUUUAUUUUCAUAGUUUGUAUAGAAUAUAUUUUAAAAAUCAGUUGGUGAUUGAAAGCUUACAGAUGUUGCAUAGUAACACAUUUAAUGCCUUCCACUUAUAUUAUUUAAAAUCCUGAGCCAAUGACAUUUAAUCUGAGAUUCCGUUAUAUUAAAUUCAUUAGGUCCUUCCUACAUGUGUUCUUCAAAUAUACCAAAUGAAUGUAAACCACUUUAUAUGUUGGAAUUCUUAAUAUUUAACUUUUUAAAACUUUUUAAGUUUUCAAAUUAACUUGGUUAAUCUUAAUGGGAAAUAUCAACAGAGUGGAGUGUAUAGUGUUUAAUUCUUAGAAUUAAAAUAAAGUUCAGCUUUAUGAAGGUUUUUGUUUUUUGUUUUGCUUAAAUUCUUUACUCCUUUUAAUUUCUGCUUGACACAAAAGUGAAUUAAAGGAUACUUUAAAUUUACAAUAGUUAAUUAUAAAAAUCACAAAAGGCAGGUAUAUUAAACGACAUCAUAAAAUAUAUUCAAUGCAAUGUAUAUAAAUAGCAACUCUAUAAUUUAUAUAUUACAUGGCUUAUAUAUUUAUUAAUAUAAUUUAAAUACUCCUUUGUGAUCAACUUCUUAAAUAUCAAUUUCUUUAGGUACAUAAUAACUGAAACUUCAAAUGAGGUACAAGGAUUCCUUUUAUAAAUAUUUUACAGAAGCAAGCACAAAGUAUCAGCUAUAAUAUAAAUUAGCAGGGACUGCCUUUGAAAGCAUAAUUGUUGCAUCUAUAUUUUUUUAACAGUAUAGAAGGCAAUUUUGCUUUAAAUACGAUGUUGGUAAAAUCACAGCCAGUAUUAAUGUAUUUUCAGAGCUUAUUAUUCUCUGCAAAGCAUAUAAUUCAUUAAUUUGUUUAGAAUGUUGUCUCCAAGAAUGUUCCAUACAAAAUAAAUUCUGAAGCAUUGUUUAAAAUCAAAUUACAUCUAUUGAGAUUACCUGAUGGGUAAUAUUGGGAAAGCAUAUAUUUCACACACACUUGCGAUACCUUGCAUGAACAUUAAUUUGAGUUUACUUACCAUUUUUCAGUGAAUAUGGAAUUAUCCAUAAAUUAUAGUUGGCUAAUCUAUUGUUGUUCGCCUUAAAUCAAGGGCUAUUUGUAAUGGUCCAGCUAUGAAAACAUUGCCUGUAUUUUGAAGGCUUUUUCAAUUGGAGUAAUAAUCUUUGUUAAGCUUUUUAAUGACUUCUUCCCUUCUGCCUCCAUUAAAUCUUUUGCUCAGAUUCUUAAAAGAAAUCAAAUGUAUAUCUUAACGUUUUUCCUGCACUGAAUGUUAUUAAUAAUGUGAAAUGGCUAUCUAUCCAAAGGCCUGUGCACAAGUUGUACAUUUGUAGAGUGUUAGGAAUGCAAAUAUAUGUAUUUGAAAACAUGUUUUAAAUAUGUUAAUUUCCUCCUGAUUUAAAAGCAACUGAAGAAAGGCCAAAGCAUUGAUAGGAAGAAAAAGGCAGUAUUAAUUCCAUUAAACUAUUUCUAAACAUGAGAUAUCUUCCCGAUUUCCCUUUUAUGGUUUCCAAUAUAGUUGUAGAUUUCAUUACUGUUAUUAAAAGUUUUUAGUAUGCAACUGCUAUAGCACUUUAUCUUUUGUUUAAAUAAUUUUACAACUGUAACACUAUCACACUCAAAAAGAUUGUUAGCCCAACUAAAUCUUCUAAGCCAAGUAUCAAAAGAAUCUCAAGUACGUAUAUUUCAGUUUAUCAUGAAUGAUGUAUCCAAUUCAUUCAGCAUGGAUGAUUCCAGUUUUUAUGUAUUAGUGUGAUAAAAUGCAUAAACCUGUAUAGCCAUAUAUUAAAUCCCCAAACAGGUCUUGCACAAAGAAAAGUUGAACAACGAUUUUUCUCCACAAAAUGGAAAGUCAUGAUGUAAGUUGCGCCUAUGUGUGUAGAAUUUGAAAAUGCAUGAACCAUCAGUUUUGUUGCAUUUAUAGUCUUCAACACUUUUUAAAAAUAAAAAUUGUAAUCCUAAAUUUUAGAUUUUGUCCCAGUGGUUGCUGCAUGUUAAGCACUAAUAAAAUACCACUGUGUACUCCA
Molecule: messenger RNA, 6201 nt
Organism: Thamnophis elegans (Western terrestrial garter snake)
Lineage: Eukaryota; Metazoa; Chordata; Lepidosauria; Squamata; Natricidae
Gene: RAB11FIP2
Product: RAB11 family interacting protein 2
Exons: 5
Coding region: 879-2408 (509 amino acids)
Biological process (GO): regulated exocytosis
Cellular component (GO): endosome; phagocytic cup
Molecular function (GO): small GTPase binding
Source: RefSeq, a predicted model, not a curated record